Macrosiphum euphorbiae (potato aphid) is the source of this 552-nucleotide messenger RNA. NCBI's taxonomy places the organism in Eukaryota, Metazoa, Arthropoda, Insecta, Hemiptera, Aphididae. The record is from the annotation of a GenBank genome assembly.
AUGACUGCUGACCGUUUCGUAAUUCGUCAUGUUCAAAGUAUUAACGAACUUAGCAAAUUAUUCAGAAGUAAACAGAUAAGAUAUACACGUCAUGACAGUGAAAAACCCAAGAACAAAAUUCAUAAGAAAGCAUGUUAUAAUGGUAAUGGUAAUGGUAACAGAUCUAACAAUGACUCUGAUAGUAAUGUUUCCGAUUACAAUGAAGAAAAUUUGCAUAAUAACGGUUAUGGUGAUUCAAACGAAAUUAAUCAGAACAAAGAAGAGGACACAAAAAAUUCAAUAAUAAUUGAAAAAUCUACUGAUAACCAUAAUGAUUUUAAACACAGUAAUAAUUCACUUUUUGACGACAUUGAUUAUACUUGUGACACAAAAGUUGAUGAUCUAGAAUUAAAUUUUUACAAAGAAAGUAAUUUCAAUACUAAAACAAAUGAAAAUGAGACUACUUCAAGUUCAUUUGAAAGUUCAAAUGAUGAUAUUGAAAACUGGCGAGGAAAAGGAAAGAAACCUAAUACAAAUCUAAGUUUGGCCAAAAAGAAAAAAAAAGAGUACUAA